UUUUUCUUAAUGUAUGGAAAUUAGUUCGGAAGGUGUCUCCACAAUCGCUCACAACAUGACAGUGAAAGUAAAUAACAUACAUAAAUACAGUUUCUGUUUUAAGUUACCAGAAGUUACAUCGUAUUAAAAUAGAAAUUAUAUAUGGUCAAAAAUGGAUGAUCUUGAACAACAAUGUGAAGACGCUUUAUUUGAAUUAUGUGAUGCUCGAGAACGUUACCCGCUUAAGUGUGCUAAAGAAUUUCGAAAAUGUAUACAACUUAAAAAUGAGAUACAAAUGACAAGUGUGAUUCAAAAAUCAAAUGUAAUUGAUGACACCUUGGAGCAAAGUGUACAUGUUAAUGGUAACUUUAAUAAAAAAGAAGUUUGUUUCGAAUAUUUUGAUUAUAAACUGCAAAAUAUUAUAAAUAAAUUAGAUAAUUUGAAGGCUGUCAAAGAACAAAUUAACAGAGAGAAAACAUGUGAGAUUAAUAAAUUAUUAAAAAAUUGAUUAAGUUAUAAAACUUAUACUAAUACUUAUAAGACUUAUAAAAAAUAUUGCGUUCAAAAUAAUAUUACCUUUUUAUUUAUCAUUCUCAUUCAAUGAAUGGGUAAUACGUAUAAAAUAUUUUAAACAUAUGUUUAUAUUUUAUCUUUAAGCUACAAAUUAUACCUAAAAUAUCUUAUGUGACACUUAUAUAAAUUAUUUUAAUAUUCUUCUAACAAAUUUCAUUUCAUUGCAUGGUUGUUGGUAAUGAAGAACUUUUUGCUAUUAUGCUAUGAAUUCUUUUUGUACUCAUACGUCUUACUACAACUUUGGCACCUUUAGUAAUAUCAUGAAAUAAUUUGAUCAUUUCUAUAUGCGUCUCAGGAGUAUUUGGUUUUCGAUUCAUAUUUUCAGAUUUUAUUCUAGAUCUUAAGUUCAAACGCUGUUCAUUCUUUUUCCUUUGUAAAUAUAAAAGAUCUUGAUAAAAUUGUUGUGUAACAUCCUGUAUUUCACAUGACGAUGACUGUUCUGUUGUAUUGGUACUAUCAGAGUGCUUUUUUAAUUUGUCUUCUUCCACUUUCAAUAUCUUUUCAAUGAUACUCAACCCUUUUUGCUCUCUUUCUAAUGUUACAGGUAAUGCAUUUUCAUUGGAAGUUUUACUAUUGUUUGUUACAGAAGUUUCAGAACACCCCGAAAUUUGUAUAUUUUCUGAUAUAUUAUAAUCCAAAUUUUGGUUUUCCUCUGUUUUAUUUGUAUUGCUUAAAGGAGUAUGCUUUGAUAAUAAUUUAUUUCUGAGUAUUUUUUGUAAUGGAAGAGGUAUUUGGUCUGUAGCAAUAAUUUCAUUUGAAAUUAUUAUUGGGACAUUUGAUUUACAUUUCUCAUGUUUGUUUUUUGAAAAAGGAUUAUAUUCAGUUGUUACUCCAAAUUUGAUUGUUGAUUCAGUAUUCACAUCAUCCAUUAAUAAAUUUUUAUUUAUUAUGGUCUCUUUAGAGUUACUUAUUCCCUCAGGUUGGAAAAGAUUAUUUUGCAAUGCUUCUGGUACAAUAUCUUCCUCUUCUUCUUCUUCAUGUUCUAAAUCUUUAUUCUGUAUUGAUUUUAUAUCUUUUUCAGUGUGCUGAUUCUUGUUUUUAAUAUUAGAAUCUUUAUCUAAAGAUGUAUUAGUAAAUCUUGUUGACUGACAUUUUGAAAUAUUUUUUUGUAUAAUUACAUUUUUACAUUUUUGUUCAACCUCAGUCUUUUUAGGUAAUUCGAUCAUUGUUAUUAAAUUCUCUAAUCCAAGCAAACUGGAAUUUCGUAAACAUUUUUCUCCUUUUUUGGUUUCAAUUUUUUCAGAAUUUUCUAAUACUUCAUCUACCUCCAAUUUCGUUUUCUGUUCUAUGACUGCAACAGCAUCUUGUCCUUGCCGAAUAGUAAACAUUAAUCCUUCCAUUACCAAAUCUGUAAUAUCAGAAGACCUCGGCGUCAUAUUGCACGAUCUACGUUUUCUUUUCGCAAUAGGAUCUGAAUCCUCGGUUUCUGAAACACUUGUAUCCAAAUCUAUAGAAGGCGCGGAAUAUUCUUCAAUUACUUCUCUUUUACGUUUCUUGGAAUUGUGUGAUGAAACUUCAGAAUCAAAUAUGUUUAGUUUUGCAUCUUCAAUUUCUCUUUCAAUCAGGUAUUGAUAUGGUAAAUUAGUAGAAUCUGUAUUAGAAGAUUCAGUUACACCAUUAGUAAAUUCAGAUAUACUGUCUUUUGUAAUAUCUCCAUCUACUACACACAGUUCAUUAUUAUAAUCUUUAUUUUUAAUAGUAUCUUCCUUUGAGCAAUUUAAAUUUUCUAAUUCACUGGAUGUCGUUCUAUUUGCUUCAGUUAUAAAUACUGAUGAAUAUUUGUCACUUAUAGUACAAUUAUUUUCUUCCAUCAAUUUUUUAUUGGAAUCUUGUAAAUGCUUACUCGAAUUUUGUAUAUUAUUAGCUUUUACAUUUUCGGAUAAUUCAUUAGAACUUAGGGAUGAUUGGAUCUUAUUAAUAUCUUUGUCACAUGUUAUCCGUUCAGUCAACUCUUUAUUCAUGGAGGUUUUUGUCAAAUUAUUAUCUGCUAAAUUAUCAUCUAAUUGAACAUCCGUAUUUUUCAAUUCUGUUACUUUUUCUUGUUUGUUAUCACACUGUUCACCAUGUUCUUGAAGAUUCACAGAGUCUUUAACAUUCCAAAGUAAAGACUUAUCAGAACAAGAUGUUUCACCACAUUUUAUGUUUUGUUCUGAACUUUCCAAAGGCGAUAUCAAUUUUAUAGUAAGAACAAAUGCAUGAGAAAAUGGUGUGGCAGAUCUUUCCUUAAACUUUGUCAUUGCAAAUAUUUUAUCCUGUCGGGUCCAUGAAGUAUGAUCUAUGUUAAUACAGACUAAGGUUAAGAAAUUUUGAAUAAACAAUGUUGUAUUUAGUAUUUAUAAAAAAUAUUGUUAGUAUGUAAGUGGUACACUUAUUAUAAUAUAUUAAGUUUAUUUUGAAUUCAGAAGAAAAGGAUACUAUAGGUAACUAAUAGAUGGUUUGUACUAAAUUGUUGCCCUUGACGUGGAAGAUAUUUUAUAAUCCUUCUAAUUAUUUUCAUUAAUUCUUUUCCAAAAGUAAAAUGUUCUUCCUUCCUGGAAAUAUGUAUAUCCUAAAAUCUAUAAAAUUUAGUAAUUGCAUUGACAUUAAUAAUACUACCUUGUUGUACGUCGAUAUUUAAAUAUAAAUUUAUAUAUACUAUUUUUAUGACACAACCAAUAUGAACCAGGCACUGUUAAAAUUGGACUUUCCCUCUGUUGUAUCCAAUCAAUCCAGCUAGUCUCUCGUACAUAUAUUCCAGGCAUUUUCUUUCAGGUAUCAAUUCUUGAAAUAACGGAAUUAAUUUUAUGGAAUCCUUUCCACCUACUGAUUCUUUUAUCACUAUUGUAAGGUAAUAUAAUACCCUUUGCUAGAAAUAUAAACAUAAUGUAUGUAUGGUAUAUAAAUUUUCUAAUAUUCUUAUUAAAUGAAGUGAUUAUUUAAUAUUAAUUAAUACUUACUCCUGUUAUAACUUCAUUGAUGAUUACAUCUACUAUUAUAUCCCAGGGAACAAACUU
Molecule: messenger RNA, 3545 nt
Organism: Nomia melanderi (Alkali bee)
Lineage: Eukaryota; Metazoa; Arthropoda; Insecta; Hymenoptera; Halictidae
Source: RefSeq, a predicted model, not a curated record